AAUAGGAAUAACAGUUCUUUACUAGGAAUAUUAAAAAUACAAAUGCAGUAGUACAAACAAACCCAAACAUGCAAACAAACAAAAGUCCUUGAAAACCCUGACAGACAUGACCUGACACGCUGGGUGUUGGAAGCAGUCCAAAUAAAUCCUCCUGGAGUAACAGAUGUUAUUCUGUGAAGUAGAGAUGAUCCUGUAGAACAAAGGGUCCAGUGCUGGCAAGAUGGAUCUGGUCUUCCUCCAAGCAUUCAGUGGAAAACAGGCUAAAAUUGGUGUUUGGGAUUGCUGUUUUAUCCCAGUGGAAAGGCUUUGGCUCCUCCCGCUGGGUGGAGCAUCUCCCAAUGGGAUGAGGUGAUGUUAUCAGUCAUGUGAGAGCCUUCAAUGGCCCAUUCACAGGUGAUGUCCCUCGGAGGAGGAUGGGUGGAGGAAGAGAUAAGAAGGCACUGCCUUAUCUGGUGUUAUCAGGUGUCCCAUUAACAUAAGGCAUCCGCCCUCUUAAGAACAAUAUCUCCCAACCUGUUUGAACAGAUGAAAAUAGAAUACACAUUUUUGGUUACCUUUUUCAACCCAAGACAGACUUGUAUGAAACAGCUGGGACUAUUCAGCCUGGAGAAGUCUCUCAAGGAUCUGAUCCAUGUGUAUAAAAACCUAGUGGCAGGGAGUAAACUUUUUAAUGUUUAAACAGAUUUUUCCUAUAUUUCAGUUUGUGCCUUUUGCCUCCUGGCCUCUCCCUGACACUGCUGAGGGGGCAAGAGGCAAAAGGCAUGGACUGAAAUAUAGGAAAGUCUGUUAAAACAUAAAGAAAGUUUAAUCUCAGAAUGAUCAAGCACUGGAACAGGUUGCCCAGAGAAUGUGUGGAAAUAUCCUUCAAACUGUUCAAAACCAAACUGGACAUGGAUUCAGACAAUGGCUCUGAGCAAAGGGUUGGUGAAAGCCUCAGGAGGUUCCUUCCAGCCUCAGUGAUUGUGAACAAGGCCACCACCGUGGGCUCUAACUCCAAAAUAUCUCACAGCAUCAGCCUCUCUGGUGAAUGCAGCUGCAGCUACCACAGACAAACAGCUCCCAGCACCUUUGCUUUGUGGCUCUCUUCACACAGGUCUUUCCUGUCCCUGAGCACCUGCAGUGACCCUCCUCCCCUUUCACACUGUGACCCAAAGAGCCACUGCAGCAUUUCAUGUCACCAUGCUUCCCUGCCCCCUUCCUCCUGAGCACCUCACAAAUGCCAGAUGCUAUCCAAGGGUCUUAUCAGCCUGUGGUUCAGAGAUAUCUGCCCUGGCUCCUGCCUUACACACUGGCUGUUCCUCCCGUGACAGGCACGCCCAGGACUCUGGAUGCCUGUUUGUCUCCUGAGGGCUGUGAUCAGCACGCACAUCUCUGUGGUUAUGGGAUGGCUGCAAGCUGCAGAAGCCUUGUGGUGGAGCAGAGCAAGUGGAUGUUAUCUCCAGGGUCCUGUGCCUGGUGCUCUCCCCUGCACAGCCUCGUCUGACAGCUGUGCUGCAGCGCUUCCUUUGCCUGUGCCACCCAGUGCCUCCUGAGGCAGGGACAUGGGGCAUCCUGCCAUCCUUCACUCGCCACGGCAGUGCCUGAGGGCACGAGCUCCAGGCAGCCUCUUCUGUUCUCUCACAGCUCCCACGGCCAGGAGGGCACCCGUCGUGCUGACUGAAGAGCAGCCAACCACCGAUGCAGCACUGCAAAAAAGCAGUGCAACAGCUGGCAGGUACCAGGGCUCAGUGUGCAGUGAAGAAGGCCCCACUAGCAGCUGAUUAGUGACACCAAUUAAACAGCCCAUUACUGAGCCCUCUGGGCCCUACAGCUCUGCCUGUCCCCUCCACUUCUGUAAUGCAGAGUUUGACCAGUGAAGCUCUUUGCCACCCAUGUGAGGUGCCAAGGCCUUGCUUUAGUUGCCAUCUGGAGCUCUCUGGUGGUUUGGCUGUAGCUGUGCUCAAACAGGGGUGCAGGCCAGAGCCCUAAUGCUGGCUCCAUCAUGACCCUCUCCAUCCAUGCCCCAGGCACCAAACCCAACCCAGGGCACCAUCUGAGUGGAGCAUUUGAGGAGGGCUGGGAGGCUUUCCUACACUGCUUGCCAAGCUGCUCCGUGUGCCCACCUCCAUGCCCAGAGCUGUGCAAGCACAACUCAACACUCAGGGGCACCUCUAGCUGCGUGGGGUGAUUCAGACCAGGUAUUCCGGGCUUUACUUAGCUUAGACUUCAGCACGGCAUUUCAAAUCCCCAGUUGCAGAACAUCUCUGUUAGCCAUGGAACACAGCUUUUAGGAACUGCAGAGCAGCGAGGCACCAGAGCUCACUGUAAAGUAGUGCCACCAUUGAUUUGACCAGAAGGUUGGCAUUCAAAAUCUGACUGAUGUGCAGUCUGCUCUUACGUAGGAGGAGGAGGUGCUAUGGAAACCCUCAAGUAGCAGGGAGCUGUUGGUGCCAGGCACUGCCCUGCACAGGCAGCCCCUGCCUGUCCUCCAGCCCCGGUCUCCCUGCUCAGGCUGCACAGACCCUGCCUGCCCUGCCUCGGGGAGCACCUGCUGCUGACUUUGUACGGUAAAUUCCAGGUCUCAGGACAUCAUACAACAUCUGUAACUCAGGACAAUGAAUGUGUCCAACAACUGCAGCACCACAAAUCUAGCACUGCACCGCCAUGUUCGCCUCAUUGAAUUUGCUCUGUACAGCCUCAUUUUCUUUUUUGGAGCAUUAUUUAAUAUCCUUGCCUUCUGGAUGUUCUGCUGCAAGAUGAAGAAGUGGACAGAAACCAGGGUGUAUGUAAUGAAUUUAGUCUUUGCAGAUUUCUCUGUCAUCUGCACCUUGCCUUCCAUGGUUUAUUUGCUCUGGAAUAAGUCAGCCCAAGAGGAGCUCUGCCAAUUUACGGAGAUGAUGUAUUUUAUCAACAUGUUAGUGAGCAUCUACAUAAUUUCAUUCAUCUCCAUUGAUCGAUACAUUGCCAUAAAGCACCCCUUGAAAGCCAAGACCUUCAGGUCCCCGUCAAAGGCUGCCCUCCUCUGUGGGCUUCUGUGGGUCCUGGUGAUAGCCAGUGCCACCAUCCAGCUCUGGCACAGACACAAACCUCUCUGCCUCCAGACCCACACCCCCAUGCCUUCUGUUCUCAGCCUGCUGGCCAUCUUCUUUGUCUUCACUCUCCCAUUAGCAAUCUUGACCUUCUGCUCCACAGAAGUCAUCAGGAACCUCAAGAAACAUCUGAACACAAAUUCACCAGAGGAUAAAUCAAUCCAGAAAGCUGUACACAUUAUUUAUGCAAAUCUGAUUGUAUUUCUGGUAUGUUUUCUGCCAGCCUGCCUUGGGCUACUUGUCAGGAUCAUCAUGGAGAGCAUUGGAGCUACCUGUUUUCUGCUCUGUAUCAUGAAGAACCUCUCCUCUGUGAUGAGGUGCAUUGCCACAUCCAACUGCUGCUUCGACAGUGUCUGCUACUAUUUUGUCACCAGGGAGUUCCAAGAAGCCUUUCUUCAGCCCAAAGCCAGCACUCAAAAAACAGAGGCAACCCACCCCUUGCAGAUACAGCCUUGCUAAAGGAAAAAGGGGGACAAAUCCCACCCCCAACAUCUGCAACACAAAGAGGAAAUACAGCUUCAGGGCUAUUGGGAUAAGUAUUGCUCUUUUUCUCUAGCAAGUUUUUUGUUAGGUUUAGAAAUCUAUUCUCUAUAUUUCUAUUAAACAAAUAGGUCAUAGAAAUGUGUAGAAGUGUGUUUGUAAUAACUUGUUAAUGUGCCUCCAUUCCACUCUCCAGCACCUACUUGUUACUCUUACAGGAAGACAGGUGAGCCAUGUACCUCUUUUAGUUCCUUCUGCAGCUAAAAUCUAUUGAUCCUUCUUGCCAACAUGUACAAGUGUAUAUAUUGCAUUUUACCUUAUUGUGUAUUUCAGGUUGUUUGCAUUAUUAAACUAAUCCAGUUUAUAUUUAUCUCAUCCCUUUGGCAGGCUGGGUUGGGGGGCUGUUCAGUGGUUCUGGCCUAUUAUUAAGUACAUGUCCCUACAAAACAGCCUAGGCUGUCCUGACCUCCUUCCCCUUCAACUCAACAGGUCAGACAGGUGUGAAGGAACACUUUUGGGAUGAAUGCAACACUUUUCCAAUGCCAUAAAGGCACAAAGUCCAGCUUUCAGAGC
This is a messenger RNA of Prinia subflava (tawny-flanked prinia), 4121 nucleotides long. Its product is annotated as G-protein coupled receptor 35-like. The record is from RefSeq and is a predicted model, not a curated record. Gene Ontology annotation, molecular function: G protein-coupled receptor activity. Lineage: Eukaryota; Metazoa; Chordata; Aves; Passeriformes; Cisticolidae. Gene Ontology annotation, cellular component: plasma membrane. The transcript is spliced from 2 exons. Gene Ontology annotation, biological process: phospholipase C-activating G protein-coupled receptor signaling pathway; positive regulation of Rho protein signal transduction. The coding region runs from base 2595 to 3527 and encodes 310 amino acids.